UCGUCUGAUCCUUUCCCAUACCUAUCGAAAUUUGUCAAUAAGAGCGAUGUAAUUCAACCCAAUUACUGGGUUCGAGACUUGGAGUUGAUGCAUCACUGGGUCACCGAGGCUCAUCUGACCGUAUCCCCGAGAGAGGACAUCGGUCAUAUGUGGCGAAUUCUGACACCUAAACAAGCAAUAACCCGACAUUACCUGAUGCACGAGUUACUGGCGUUUUCUGCGCUUCAUAUAGCAUCUACGCAGACAGACAAAACAAAAGCAUUCUACGGAUUGGGUAUUCAUCAUCAAGACCUGGCUAUUAGGUCGAUGAGAAAGGUCCUCCCCAAUAUGACAGUUGAAAACGCCGGCGCACUCGCGGUAACAUCAGCAUUGCUCUGUUUGACAGUUUUCUCUGCACGAGGGCUGGAAUCAGCGUUAUCCACGAACGAAGCGACCUCCAAGAUCACUGUCGUUGACGAUCUGCUCGACAUCUUCUAUCUAAUGCAAGGUAUUGGAAGUAUACUCUGGAGGGGAGCGGGCGCAAUUGCUCAGGGUCCCUUCGCAGCUAUGCUUAACCGGCCCCUGAAGGAUAUGGCAGCUCCGCCCCUUCCCAUACUCGAGGAUACGAGAGUACAGAUCGAACAUAUCACUGCGUUCAUCGGUACACAGGAUUUACCCGCCGCCGAAGCUGCCACAGUCAAAGCCGCACUCGGAGGUCUUGAGGCGAUGAGGCAAUACGCUCUUAGUGCAGAGGACAGCAUAGAGAUCCGUUUCGUCUUCGUGACCGUGCUCAAAUUUUCCCCUGAUUUCCUCGAAUUGUUCCGCACGCGGCAGAGCUCUGCACUCGCAGUAAUGAGCAUUUACGCCAACUUACUAAAAGCCUCGGAGGCUACUCUAUGGUUCAUGAAGGGGUGGGGUGAGCGUCUCAUCAGAACGAUAGGCGAAUGUAUUGAUCCAAUCUGGCAACCUGCUAUACAAUGGUCAUGGGAUUAUAUCAUCAUUACGCCGCAGGAAGGAUCUACACAACCGUCCCAGUCUCAGCUACAGCCGCCGCUGAAUGGACCAUCGGAUGUGCUGGUGGAUGGCUCACCGCACGGCAUGCAGGAACACGCAGUAGAUUGA
Aaosphaeria arxii CBS 175.79 is the source of this 1101-nucleotide messenger RNA. RefSeq lists its product as uncharacterized. Gene Ontology annotation, molecular function: DNA-binding transcription activator activity, RNA polymerase II-specific. The transcript has 2 exons. The annotation marks the transcript as partial. Lineage: Eukaryota; Fungi; Ascomycota; Dothideomycetes; Pleosporales. Gene Ontology annotation, biological process: regulation of transcription by RNA polymerase II. The record is from RefSeq and is a predicted model, not a curated record.